UGCCCAACACCGGCAGAGUGACGCGGUCGUCGCCGCGCGGGACAUCCCUGCGUUUCGGCUGCGGCUGCGCCAGGCGGCGCGGCCGGCGGUCACAGCACAUACGCCGAGCCUUCAGUAGCGUCGCAGCCGCGAUGGCAGUGCAGCUGUGGUGCUUGCUGUUCGGCGUGCUCGUCGCUCUUCCAGAGCGACUGAACGGUUCGCACCGCGACGACGUCGUGGUCGAAACGGAUCUGGGCAGGCUGCGUGGCUCCAUCAUCAAGUCGCGCAGCGGCCGGGACAUUUACUCUUUCAGAGGCGUGCGUUUCGCCAAGCCUCCCGUGGGCGAUUUGCGUUUCAAGGCUCCUCAACCAUUAGAACCAUGGGAGGGCAUAGUUAAUGCAACAGAAGAUGGAUAUGCUUGUCUGCAGCCAGUUCCUAACUCAAUCAUCAGGCCCUCAUCUGAAGAUUGUUUAUUCUUAAAUGUCUACACAACACAGCUGCCUCAAAAAGGGCACAAACAUCCAAACAGGCCUGUUCUGUUCUUUAUUCAUCCUGGUGGAUGGUACCAGUUUACUGCCAUUAGCAGUUUCCUUGGACCACAAUACUUUAUGGAUCAGGAUAUUGUGCUAGUUACAGCAAAUUAUAGACUUGGUGCUUUAGGUCUUAUAAGCACUGGUGAUGGUAUUUUGGAGGGAAAUUAUGCAAUGAAGGAUCAAGUAGCAGUAUUGCGCUGGAUAAAUAAAAAUAUUCAUUCAUUCGGUGGAAAUCCUUCAAGUGUAACAAUUGGAGGCUACAGUGUUGGAGGAGCUAGCGUAUUUCUGCAUAUGUUAUCACCCAUGACAAAAGGUUUGUUCCAUAGAGCAAUUUCAAUGAGUGCAUCUAUUGAUACCAGGUGGGAUAUCGACCAUGAUCCAAUAGCAAUAGCAAGGAAACAUGCCAGUUUACUUGGAUGUCCUACUGCAACAUCCCAACUGAUUGCAGAAUGUCUCCGUGCAAAACCAGCUAGAGACAUUGCUGAAUCAAUUGGACUAUUAAGGGAAUGGGCUCGUGAUCCAAUUCUCAAAUAUUACCCAGUUAUUGAGUCUGAUCUACAUGAUGGGAGAGAGAGAUAUCUUACUGAAGAGCCUUAUUUACAGCUGUUGCACAGAAAUUUUACUCAGGUACCAUGGCUAACAGGUUUCACUAAAGAUGAAUUUUCUUGGAGAGCAUUGUCUGUAACAAUGAAUGCAACUCUAGCCAAUGACAUGUAUGAAAAUUUUGAAUUUGUUGCUCCAAUUGCCUUCAUGUAUGAACGAGGAACAAAUCAGUCACAUCACAUUAGCCAAGAGCUCAAAAAAUUUUAUCUUAAAAAUCAACCAAUUACCAACACUUCAUUAGAUGGGCUUGGAAAGCUUUAUGCAGAUGCCAUUAUUUGCUUUGGUGAAGAUCGGGCCGCUAAAAUAAUAGCAAAAAUUAGUAGGUACCCAGUCUACUUCUAUAAAUUUUCAUAUCAGGGCAGGUACAGCUUCUUUUAUAUUCCAGGAACAACUACACCAUAUGGUGUGGCACAUCAUGAUGAUCUCAUGUACCUGUUUUAUAUCUCUUCUCUUGGAUUUCCAUUUUUCCAAGAUGGUGAACCAGAAACACAUGUCUCAGAAACACUUAUUGCUAUGUGGGCAAAUUUUGUGAAAACUGGAAAUCCUACACCAUCCAGUUCUUCAGUCACAAGUAACAUUACCUGGGAACCUAUGAAACCAGAAAAACUAACAUAUCUGGAUAUUGACUCCCAAUUGGUAUUGAAGGAAAAUCUAUAUCAAGAGCGAAUGGAAGUCUGGAGCAGAUUGUUUCCAUAUCAGUAGUAAUGAUAAGCAGCAGCAGCAAGAAAUGUGAUUCAGUAGAUGGUAAAAAGCAAAUAAUAUUCUUGUUCAAUAAUUUUCAUUUAAUUUUGAAUGAUCAUAAAUUUUAUUUUAAAUAAACAAACGUUUUCAUUGACAA
Schistocerca serialis cubense is the source of this 1953-nucleotide messenger RNA. Its product is annotated as esterase E4-like. The record is from RefSeq and is a predicted model, not a curated record. Bases 132 to 1817 code for a protein of 561 amino acids. Lineage: Eukaryota; Metazoa; Arthropoda; Insecta; Orthoptera; Acrididae. The transcript has 10 exons.